AGUUGUCAUCCCCUCAGUGGACUUCUUGAGCUGCCUGCGCUCGUGAAGGAAGGAGACAUUAACCUGGGGGGGCUCUUCUCCUUGCAUGACUCUGUGCUGGAGCCAAACCUGAGCUUUGCAUCGAAGCAAAUGCCCACAAGCUGUACUGGGUUCAGCUUCAGAACGUUCCGAUGGAUGCAAACCAUGAUUUUUGCCAUAGAAGAAAUCAACAGCCAAGGUCAUCUCCUCCCCAACAUUACCCUGGGGUACCGGAUAUACGACUCGUGCAGCACAACGUUCCAUGCUCUGCGGGCAGCCAUGGCACUAGUGAACGGGCAUGGCAGUGGCAUAGCAGGGCCCUACUGCAGCGCUGCAGUGCCUGUCAUAAUUGGCGAUGGUGGCUCCUCCCUCUCCAUGGUGGUGGCACGCUUGCUGGGUAUCCUGCAGUUGCCCCAGGUGAGCUACUUCUCCAGCUGUGAAUGUCUGAGCCACAAGGAGCAGUUCCCCACCUUCCUGAGGACCAUGCCCAGUGACCUCUUCCAGGUCGAAGCGCUGACCCUUUUGGUACGCCACUUUGGUUGGACAUGGGUGGGCACAGUUGCCGGGGAUGAUGAUUACGGUCGUCAGGGAGUCCAUAUCUUUAGCCAGGAAGUGGAGAAAUAUGGUGCAUGCGUCGCGUUUCUUGAGAUCAUCCCCAAGAGCCACUAUAUGGAGCAGAUGUCCAUCAUCGUGGAGCGCAUCCGGCUGUCUGGGGUGCGUGUGGUGCUACUCUUUGCCCUGGAGCAGGACGUGGUGGCACUCUUCCAGGCGGUGCUCAGACAGAACCUGACUGGUAUCCAGUGGCUUGCCAGCGAGGCCUGGGUCACGGCAUCGGUGCUGGCUGGCCCACAGUACCACCUCAUCCUCCAGGGUACGGUGGGCUUUGCCAUCCGCCGGGCAGACAUCCCCGGUCUGGGGCCCUUCCUGACACGCCUGCGACCUGCCACCACCCCCAGCAACCCCUACAUCACAGAGUUCUGGGAGAAGACCUUUGGGUGCACCUUUGAUGGAGUCACUCACAGUCCCGAAAGUUGGACCCGUUGCACGGGCUUGGAGCAGCUCACCAACGUGAGGAAUAUCUACACUGAUGUUACACAGCUGAGGAUUUCCUAUAAUGUGUAUAAGGCCGUGUAUGCCGUGGCUCACGCAGUGCGAGCCAUGUUCCAGUGCAACGCAGGCAGGGGCCCCUUUCCUCAGGGAGCCUGUCCCGACACGUCCAGGAUCCAGCCCUGGGAGCUCCUUUACUACAUACAGCGAAUCGAGUUCACCACAGCCUUCGAAGAGAAGAUGCGGUUUGACAAGAAUGGGGACCCUGUGGCCACCUAUGACCUGAUAAACUGGCAGAUGAGCGAUAGUGGCACCGUGCGGUUUGUCACCGUAGGCAGGUUCGAUGGCACUCUACCCCCCAACCGCAAGCUGAAGAUCAGUGACCAGGACAUCAUCUGGAAUGGGAACCAGACACAAGUCCCCCAGUCUGCAUGCAGCAGGAGCUGUCCCCCUGGUACUCGCAAGGCCAUCAAGCCUCGCCUCCCUGUUUGCUGCUUUGACUGCGUUGUCUGUGCAGUUGGGGAGGUUAGCAAUCAGACAGAUGCCGUAGAGUGUGAGAAAUGCCUUGCAGAGUUCUGGUCCAAUGAACAGAGGGACGCCUGUGUUCCGAAGCAGGUGGAGUACCUGUCCUUCCACGAUGCCAUGGGCACCACCCUUCUGGCGGUGGCGCUCCUGGGGGCCUGCUGCACCAUGGCCGUGGCAGCGGUCUUCGUCUGCUAUAGGAACACGCCCAUCGUGAGGGCCAACAACUCGGAGCUGAGCUUCCUCAUCCUGAGCGCCCUGGGCCUGUGCUUCGUGUGCGCGGUGCUGUUCAUCGGCCGGCCCACGCCCUGGUCCUGCAUGCUACGCCACACCGCUUUUAGCAUCGCCUUCGUCCUCUGCAUCUCCUGCAUCCUUGGCAAGACGGUUGUGGUCCUCAUGGCCUUCAGGGCCACUCUGCCCGGGAGCACAGUGAUGCGGUGGUUUGGCCCCUGGCAGCAGAGAGCCAGCAUCUUCCUGUGCACCCUGGUGCAGGUGCUGAUCUGUGGCGUAUGGCUGGGGAUGGCCCCACCGUUGCCACAGAGACUGUUGCCACGUGAGACCCCACACAUCCUGCUGUUGUGCAAUGUGGGUUCUGCAGUGGCCUUCUCUCUGGUCCUCGGCUACAUCGGCCUGCUGGCCGCAGUCUGCUUCCUGCUUGCCUUCUUGGCCAGGAAGCUGCCUGACAACUUCAACGAGGCCAAGUUCAUCACCUUCAGUAUGCUCAUCUUCUGCACCGUGUGGGUUGCAUUUGUACCGGCUUACAUCAGCUCCCCCGGAAAGUACUCGACAGCCACGGAAAUCUUUGCCAUCCUGGCCUCCAGUUUUGGGCUUCUAGUUUGUCUCUUCUUCCCCAAAUGCUAUAUCAUAUUGCUAAAACCAGAGAAGAAUAACAGAAAGCAUAUGAUGGUAAAAUCGACAUCAGAUAAGCAAUAUUAG
This is a messenger RNA of Scleropages formosus (Asian bonytongue), 2523 nucleotides long. RefSeq names its product extracellular calcium-sensing receptor-like. NCBI's taxonomy places the organism in Eukaryota, Metazoa, Chordata, Actinopteri, Osteoglossiformes, Osteoglossidae. Gene Ontology annotation, cellular component: plasma membrane. Gene Ontology annotation, molecular function: G protein-coupled receptor activity. The record is from RefSeq and is a predicted model, not a curated record. Gene Ontology annotation, biological process: G protein-coupled receptor signaling pathway. The transcript is spliced from 6 exons. Bases 130 to 2523 code for a protein of 797 amino acids.